This is a messenger RNA of Orbicella faveolata, 4096 nucleotides long. Its product is annotated as BCAS3 microtubule associated cell migration factor-like. Gene Ontology annotation, biological process: response to starvation; autophagy. NCBI's taxonomy places the organism in Eukaryota, Metazoa, Cnidaria, Anthozoa, Scleractinia, Merulinidae. The record is from RefSeq and is a predicted model, not a curated record. Gene Ontology annotation, cellular component: cytoplasm. Gene Ontology annotation, molecular function: protein binding.
GUAUAAAAAAAACUAAAACAAAGGAAAAUCUGCCAUUGCCUCUUCCAGAGUACUAGUGCCUAGGCCUCUCGCCAAACCGUUGAUAACGAGGCAGAUAAACAAUGAUUAUGUUUUUUUCUGACGUAACGCAGCGCCAAAACAGCGUUUUGGUCAUCAAAAAUGAUGUUCAAAGGAACAUAUGAAGAAACGACGAUGGCAACGUGAAAAAAAUUGAGUUCAAAAGCUACCCAGCUUACUCAUCUUCAGUUUUGAAGAUCCAGAAGAGCUUUUCAUAGCUCUAAACGAUGUCUGUGGACUCUGUUGGAAGACGAGUUUCUCGCGGUGGCGGGCUUGUUGUUCGACCUCAAGCUAUCAGCGACAAGUCCUACGUGGAAAGUGUGGUGAGCUUUCUACAUGAUGUUGUACCGCAGGCUGUGACAGGGGGCCAGAAGCAGGAAGAUAAAGAGAGAGUGUUGUGGGUGAAGUUUGAGGAAGCAGACAUCAAUGAUAGCACACUUCACCAGGAGGAGAUUUCAUCUGGAGUGGCAUUGCCAUUAGUGUUGAUUCUUGGUUACAUCAAUGGAUUUCAUGUGUGGACCAUCCCAUCAACUGGCGAAGCUCAGGAGUUGUUAUCUCUUCGUCAGGGUCCUGUGAGGCUGGUGCGCUUGCUCAAGACCCCACUGGAAGCUGCAAAGUCAAAGGAUGAGCAUGCAGAUGCAAGACCUCUCUUUGCUGUAUGUGAUGCUGCAAGUCCCUCAUUGCCAUUCUCCACAGUCAAUCUGUGGUCACUCAGCACUGGUGAACAGGUUCAUUCCAUUGCUUUUAAGUCUGAGGUUUAUGAUGUGCUGUGUAACAGAAGGUUGAUGGUUAUAGCCCUACAAGAGAAGAUAGCAGCUUUUGAUGCAUGCACCUUUAAGAGUUGUUUCUGCAUCACUAGUUGUUACCCAGGCCCAAGCCCUAACCUCAAUCCAUUGGCACUGGGAACCAGAUGGCUGGCAUAUGCAGAUUGCAAGCUUGUACCUAACCAUCAAUCCUGUGGAGGAGUGUGUGGAGACAAUUCUCAAUCAUACACGGCCACAGUCAUCAAUGCAGCUAAGACACUAACCAGAGGCCUGACUAUGUUUGGAGAGACAGUUGGUCGGUGGACAGGAACAGAAGUCACACAUGAUUAUUCAACCCAGGUGGGCUCUAAGAAGUCUGUGAUUAGACCAGGAGUCGUCACGAUUAUAGACACACUGAAAAUUGGCAAUGGAGAGUUCUGUGUACAGGAGGACGACCAUGAGGGUUCUGGUAUAGUGGCCCAUUUUCCUGCCCAUGCUGGACAGCCCCUGUCUUGUAUGUCCUUUGACCCUAGUGGUUCUUUACUGUUGACUGCCGACGUUCUUGGAAACGACUUCCACGUGUAUCAUGUUCUUCCACACCCCAUAUGCCCUUCAUUAAGCGCUGUCCACCAUCUGUACACCCUCCACAGAGGGGACACGACUGCCACUGUUCAUGGAAUGUCGUUUUCGUUUGAUAGUCGAUGGGUGGCCGUCUCUACCGUACGUGGCACGGUACAUGUAUUUCCCAUCACUCCGUAUGGGGGUUCCAUAACAGUUCGUACCCACUCCUCCCGCCGCGUGGUCAACCGAAGCAGUCGGUUUCACACCAGCGCUGGAUUAGACGACCUGGAUCAAGCGACUACAUCAUCAGGUCGACACAGUCCCUGCAACGGCACAGGACCCAACCCCUCGUGCUCACCAAACGGAAGCCCACACAACUCCACAGCGGCACCAGUGGCAAGGGAAUCUUUGACUUUCGCUUCAACCAGCAAUAAUGGUUUAGCAAAUCCCCGCCUCCCUCCCCUGCCGCAUUCCUACCUGGUACAUCCCUUUGCGCAGAUAAGGACCCCUGAUGGCCCACGAUGCGGCGGACCUUGCUGCACUGGCUCGGCCCAGCACUCCAACAAGUGUAAUGGUCGAGUAGGACUGGAGUAUUCAAUGGGUGCGGCGAUGACGUUUGCCCCGUCUAGGGGAUGGUUAGGAGGAAGUCCCAACACCGCCAGAGCAGAACCUCUGAGGUCUUCAGCUGUUGACUCGCUCUUUGUACUGGACCUUCACGGCAGCUUGACUGAGUACGUGCUGGAACCACAGGGGGUUAAAACCGUGCCACAGAGUGAUGACACCCCCCUGGAGCUUAUCACUACAGCAAGAGCUCAGUGGACUCUGACGAGGUGCACAGCAUGGCCUGAAAGCAAGAGUCCCGUCAUCAAAGAUCUUUCUUUGUUGCUGGGGCGUCCAAAAGCGACCCCGAGUGAACUUGCAAAGCGCACCGAGAAACAAGGAAAGAAAAUUGGUAUGGACAGCGAAUCUCUCAUUACCUACACCCCAAAAGAGGAACCGCACGUCGACGGCAGCAAUUCCGACGACCAGUGGCUGGCGAACAUAGAUAUGGAGACCCACGCGGCGCCUCACCGCCGGCUCUGGAUGGGUCCUCAGUUCUCUUUCAAGACCUACCAACCGCCAGGCUCCUCAUCAGCUUCGUCCACCAACAGCUUGGGGGACUUCAAGUCUGGGGGCUCAGGUAGCGGGGCCACUAUUGCAGCUCACAGCAGGGACGGUCACCCAAUGGACUUCUACUCCGAAGAACUUGACUUGCAGAGCUUGAGGCUGCAGCCCGUCCGCUCCGAUCCAGUUCCCACCCCGUCCGGUCGGUUCGCGUUCACUGGGUGCGCAUCGCCAAAUUUAGGGGGGAGCAUGCCACUCAUCGUUGACAACGGCCCGGGAAGCUUAACAGAUCCUUGGCCAGGAAUGAACAACGAGAUGUUCGAAGAUAAGGAGGAACAACUGGUGGAAACAUUGGCCGAUGCCAUGAACGACAAUGCAACGCUACCAGUGAAAAAUGGCAAGAAACGAACCACUUCUAUUAACGGAGAAAACCAGUUCCAAUUUAAGUCGGAUUGUUUGGUGGGAGGGGUGAACGCGUUCGCCUCGUAUUCCCCCGCUGAAACAAGCCCCCUGUUCCCUCCCGAUUGGUCCUAAGCACUAGAGGACGAAUCGUCACUCUCUUACAUGACGUUUCAAAUGGAAGCUUCAACUCAUGCAAGGAACGGUAAUUUAUGAAUUUAUGGGUUAACAGCUGUUAGCUGGUCUUAAACUAAACAGAAAAAAAACUAAUAAAGUGAAAAUCAAAUAACUUACCUUAUUCCAUGAGAAAGUCUGGCAACGUUCUUCUCAAGGAGGUAAUCUCCUUUUCUUUCAAAAGCUAAAACAGCUAAAUUGGAAGAAUAUUUAGAAAAACUUUUGACAAGCUGCUUAAGUAUUGGUCGUUGAAAAGUGAGUCGAUUUAACAAAUCUUUUCCCACGCGGUAGUUAUUUAUAUUAGCACUGAAUAUUUGCUUUUGAAAUUGCAUUUUGCCUGGUGCAUCGCUUCGACAAGAAAUUACCGAUUUUUUUUAUGGUACUGCGCGAGAACACAUACCAUGGACACGUGGACUAGUUUCUAUAUUUCUACUAAAACCUUUCAGGCGAUGCUUUUUCUCGACAUAUUAUUGUAUGGGAUGUAAAGGUGAAUAAAUAAAAAAAUAAAAAUAUCAAAAUAUUGAAAAUGUAAAAAAAUGUAUAAAAUGCAAAAAGACUCAGGAUUCUGUCCACUCUGUAUAUGAACAGUACAGAUCUAUUUAUCAGCUGUAAAUUGAUGUAUAGUUUUCAGCCACAAGUCGAUUUUAUGGUUAGUUGCUGUUCCUCUGAUAUGACUAAGGUAUCUGAACAGUCAUUGUGUGAAUAGUGUUUAUAAAAAUCAAAGAACAAAUGAUCAAUCUGUAUUCUUAGGCCCUAUAAUGUUUAUAUCAAUCCAAGAGCAAUUGAUCAGUCUGUACUUAGAAUUGUAUAAUAAUGUUAAAAAGCUGCGGUCUCUCUUUCUAGUUGUAAAUAACAAGGGUUUUGUAAUCUUUUCACGCUGAAUUUUUGUGAAAUGACUGACAGUAAUUUCCUUGAAAUGGUUACAAAGGGUUAAUUUAUAAACCAGUUAUACAGUUACUGUAGAUAAAAGCAGAAUCCAAAAGAAAAAAAAAGAUUGUCUUUAUAUUUUUAAAUAUAUGCAUGGGUGAAGAAACAAUAAAACGUCAUGUGAAACUUGA